Macadamia integrifolia is the source of this 1665-nucleotide messenger RNA. RefSeq names its product protein MIZU-KUSSEI 1-like. The transcript has a single exon. Gene Ontology annotation, biological process: hydrotropism. Lineage: Eukaryota; Viridiplantae; Streptophyta; Magnoliopsida; Proteales; Proteaceae. Bases 553 to 1377 code for a protein of 274 amino acids. The record is from RefSeq and is a predicted model, not a curated record.
AACAAUCCAGAGUGUGAAUCAGAUUCUUUACAAGAACCAUUCUCGUAUAAUUGAUCCACAAAAAUAAAAUCACCACAAAGUUGAUUGUUAGAUGAAUUCCAUCAGUGCGGAUCAACUCAGUACAUAAAUGGUUUUCGUACGAGGACUUGAUCUGCUAUCCCGGAUGGAUCCUCUAGUUGAACCAGAACCAAUUAGCCUAUCCUUCGAUACUGGUCCAUCCAUCCAGAUCAAAGAGUGAAUUAAUGUACCGAUAUAACCUUUAAUGAUGCUUCAUACGACCUCAUAUAAAUUGUAAUAUCACCAUAUACCUCAAUCGCCUUGGCAAUCUUCCGGCCAACACCAUCAUCACCUUUGUCUGCCGCUUUAUAUCCCACCUCUCUCUCAAAACCUCUGUGUUGUGAGCGUCUUAGUGUUUAAGAGGAAAAAGGAAAAACUCUACCACAUUCACCUCCACAACCCUCUCUCUCUCUCUCUCUCUCUCUCUCUCUCUCUCUCUCUCUCUCUCUCUCUCUCUCUCUCUCUCUCUCUCUCUCUCUCUCUCUGUAACAUACGAUGAAACCAGAGAAGGUGAUCCUGCAUAGGAACAGCAGCAACUGCAGAAGUAGUCGAAACAUCCUCCCAGCAAACUAUGUGAGAUCAACACCAUUCACACCAGACACCAACGCUGUAUCAGAUAGGCCGCUAGUCCAUAAAUACGGUGGCGCCGCCGUAUCGUUUACUUGGCCCAACAAAAAUAGAAACAUAGGAAUUCUUCUUCGUUCACUCCUCCGCUUCAUCUCACUGCCUUUCAUAAUUCCCACAGGCUCCACGUGUCGUUGGCUGAGCAUUCCGUCCCGUUUCUCUCCGGCGCCGUCACUUGGCCGUAAAGUCACAGGCACACUCUUCGGUCACAAGAAGGGCCACGUCAGCUUCGUGGUACAGGACCACCCCCGGUCGGAACCGGUGAUAAUAUUGGAGUUGGCUAUGUCCACCUCGGCAUUAGUGAAGGAGAUGUCGACGGGACUCGUCAGGAUUGCCCUCGAAUGUGAUAAGGGCUCAACCUGUGGUUCCGGUGGCCGGUCUUCGGUGAAGCUGUUUCAGGAACCCGUGUGGACGAUGUACUGUAAUGGAAGGAAGUGUGGAUACGCUGUGGCUCGCACAUGUGGGGAUUCGGAUUGUCACUUGUUGAGCACCGUCCAGACGGUGUCGGUCGGUGCUGGUGUGAUUCCGGCGGAUAAGAGCAGGAUUGGUGAUAGGAGCGUUUGGGAAGGAGAGCUUAUGUACAUGAGGGCUAGGUUUGAACGAGUCGUAGGGAGUCGUGACUCGGAAGCUUUUUAUAUGAUGAACCCAGAUGGAACCGGCGGACCCGAACUCAGUAUCUUCCUUCUUAGAAUCUGACACUGGAAGCCUGGAAAGACGUGAGCCUGAGGCAACUCUGCGUCCUCUCUCCACUUAAAAGUACUACAAAAGUACGAACCCAGAACGGAUCGGAAUCGUCCAUGUACUGAGUGACUCAGUAAUUUGUAAGCUGUAAGUUGUAUUUCCUAUCUCUGUAUCAUCUGUGCUUUAAAAUCUUGUUUUCCGUAGAAUUAACUACAAAAAAUAGUCUCGCUCUAAAUUUUCUACCCCAAAACUUCAAUGUGGUAGGUGGAGGUAGGGGUUCAAUUUCAGUCCCCGCUAGGUAGG